This is a messenger RNA of Lachnellula hyalina, 201 nucleotides long. RefSeq lists its product as uncharacterized. The coding region runs from base 1 to 201 and encodes 66 amino acids. The transcript is spliced from 2 exons. The record is from RefSeq and is a predicted model, not a curated record. NCBI's taxonomy places the organism in Eukaryota, Fungi, Ascomycota, Leotiomycetes, Helotiales, Lachnaceae.
AUGUCACGUGAUGUGUCAUGUGACCAGAUCCGUGACAUUGCCCACAGGAUCCCCACUUCUGUUUUUAACUAUCCGGAAGGCAUAGAACUAGUUAAGGACGAAAUACGGACUUUUAAUAAGGCCGAAAAUCGCCUAAAACAGAUAGCUGGAUCCGUGGCAAUUGCAUUUGCUACGCCUAAAGAGGCUAGCGCGGCCGUCUGA